Molecule: messenger RNA, 1949 nt
Organism: Diaporthe batatas
Lineage: Eukaryota; Fungi; Ascomycota; Sordariomycetes; Diaporthales; Diaporthaceae
Exons: 5
Coding region: 25-1878 (617 amino acids)
Molecular function (GO): oxidoreductase activity, acting on CH-OH group of donors; flavin adenine dinucleotide binding
Source: RefSeq, a predicted model, not a curated record
GUACUCCUUUGGUCCGUGUGCAUCAUGGCGCCGACACCCUUAUCGGCCAUGGGAGGCAUCCUCAAGCACAUCCCAGAGAGCGUAGAUGAGGUUGACGUGAUCAUCGCCGGUGGCGGAACAGCCGGCUGCGUCGUGGCGGCGAGGCUUAGCGAUGCGGACCCGAACUUGUCCAUUCUGGUUGUCGAGAGAGGCCAGGAUAACUGGAACGAUCCGGCAGUGACGAAUCCGCUUUUCUUCAUGGACAAUAUUCUCAACAUUGGAAAGCCGAAUUCAAGAAUGAAGUAUUAUCAGGGACAGGAAGAGCCGUCCACUGCCGAUAGGGCGAUGACUGUCCCCGUUGGCAAUAUUCUGGGAGGUGGUUCGUCCAUAAAUAUGCUCACGUACACGCGGGCUCAGAGAGAGGAUAUGGACGGCUGGAAGAUGCCCGGGUGGUCUGCCGAUGAGAUCCUUCCAUACAUGAAGAAGCUUGAAACGUACUGCGGCCCUGGAUCCCCUGAGACACACGGCUUCGACGGCCCCAUUCAAGUCUCAGAGGGGCCCUAUGGACCAACACAGCUACAAGACCAGUUUGUCAAAGCCGCAGCCAAGGUCGGCUUGCCGGAAUCGGUCGACCUUCAAGAUCUAGACUCCAGCCAAGCAGUGCAACGCAACUUGCGUUUUAUCAGCAAAGAUGGGACUCGCCAGGAUGCUGCUCAUGCGUAUUUGCAUCCGCGGCUGGAGGGCGGGAAACAUCCAAAUCUUCACGUACUGACUGAGCACGAGGUAUUGCGAGUAGUCAUUGAGGACGGCAGGGCCAUCGGCGUUGAAUUACGCGGCGUUGCCGACUCAAAGAACAACACGCAAGUCCAGAGUAUCAAGUCUAGGAAGAUGGUAGUAAUAUCUGCUGGCACCGUGGGCACUCCACUGCUGCUUGAGCGGUCAGGCGUCGGCGACAGAAAGGUCCUUAAUUCCGCCGGCGUCGAUGUUGUUGCCAGUGUACCUGGGAUCGGCCAGAAUUUUCGAGACCAUCACACACUGUUGCUGUCUUACUACACCAAUUUGCUGCCCAACGAGACAUAUGACGAGCUCCUCAAGAACCACACAACGUUCAAGCAACUUAUAGAUGAGAAUGAUCUGAUGCUCGGUUGGAACUCUGCCGAAAUCACAUCGAAGCUGCGUCCGACGGAGGAAGAGAUUGGCCUCAUUCUGAGGGAUAACUCGGCUGCGCUCAAUCUCUGGGAACGCGAUUUCCAGAGCACAUUAAACAGGCCGAUCGCCACAAUCUCCACUGCCAACGGGUUCAUUGCCCCAAUACCAAAGUCGGACGAGAACGAGCGAUUUCUGAGCACCGGUAACUUCCUACUCUACCCUUACUCUCACGGACACGUACAUAUCACAGGCCCGGAUAUCAAUGACGAGGUUGACCUCAAAACCGGCAUUUUGUCUGAGCCGUCUGGAUUCGACCUCGCCAUGGCCAUGUGGCUGUACAAGAAACAACGCGAGAUCGUUCGGCGCCUAGACGUCUACCGCGGGGAAUUCGCACCUUUGCACCCUCCCUUUUCCGCCGACUCGGCCGCCGCGUGCGGUAAGAGAGACGCGUCACUGCCGGCCGACGUCAAGGACAUCAUCUAUACCGCGGAGGACAACGCGGUACUCGAACAAUGGGUACGCGCCUCCUUGGCGCAGAACUGGCAUGGCAGUGGAACGUGCAAGAUGGCGCCGCUCAGCGAAGGGGGCGUGGUAGACCCGGCUUUGGGGGUCCAUGGCGUGGAGGCUUUGAAGGUUGCAGACUUGAGUGUCGUUCCUGUUAAUGUGGCGGCCAACACGGCCAAUCUGGCUUUCACUAUUGGGGAGAAGGCUGCCGAUAUCUUUGCUGGGGAGCUUCUAACGUCUGCCUGAAUAGACUCUGAGGAUGAUAGCUGCAUAUGUAUUUAACUUCAUUCGAAUAAUUCGUUGCAAUCUCUUUGCCA